AAAAAGAAAGAAUCUUCCCUUCCGGUGGAGGGUUUAUCGCCGGCGAGCGAAUACCGAAGAUCCUACUCUUAUUUAUUACGUUCAGAUUUAGAGUUCGAUUUCUUUAUGUGGAGCUAUGUCUUGAAAGAGAUUGAAGCAAUAGGUCGGUUUGCGGAGGGCGGGGAGAUAGGAAGGCUAGGAUUGUAGUUUCUGAAAAACUGCAGCCCUAGCUCUUGCUUUUGGGAGGAUUGUGCUUCGGAAAUUGCAAUGACCACUGGUUGGGGGCUUGUGCAUCGAUGGGCGACUCCACUGUUGGCAUUACGAUCGUCCAGUGGCCAUUUCCGCCCUGUUCUGCACUCUGCUAGGGCAUUAAUAUUGACCCGGACUGUUUACGGUACCAAAAAGGCGCUGAAAUCUGUGGCGAAUACGGACACGGUAACUGCUACUGAUGACAAUUACGGGCGUAAGGAAGUCAUUAGUGUUAAUCCCCGGCUGUAUGACUAUUUAUUGGAUAAUGUUAGAGAGCCAAAGAUAUUGCGUGAGCUCAGGGAGGAGACUGCCAGCAUGCGUGGUAGUCAAAUGCAGGUUUCUCCAGAUCAAGCGCAGCUUCUUGUUAUGAUUGUUGAGAUUCUAGGAGCAGAAAAGUGUAUUGAAGUUGGUGUAUACACAGGGUACUCAUCUCUUGCAGUUGCUUUGGUACUGCCUGAAGGAGGCCAACUGGUCGCAUGCGAGAGAGACCCCAGAUCACUAGAAGUUGCAAAAAGGUAUUAUGGCCGUGCCGGUGUUUCAAAUAAGGUGAAUGUGAAACUUGGGCUUGCAGUUGAUACCCUGAAAUCUAUGAUUCAGAAUGGAGAAAGUGAGAGCUAUGAUUUUGCUUUCGUAGAUGCUGAGAAGAAAAUGUACCAGGAUUAUUUCGAACUGCUGCUACAACUGGUGAGAGUUGGAGGUGUCAUAGUAAUGGACAAUGUUCUCUGGCACGGAAGAGUUGCCGAUCCGCUGGUGAAUGACUCCAAGACUCUCAGCAUCAGAAACUUCAAUCGUAAAUUGAUGGACGACGAACGUGUAUCGAUUAGCAUGAUUCCCGUGGGAGACGGCAUGACAAUCUGCCGCAAAAGGUAGCCAUCAAAGAUGACGACAGAGCCUGCAACUACACUUCAUUACAAUACACUCACAAGCAAGCCAUGAAACAAGUGUUCAAAUGGGUCGAUCUUCUUGACAGUGUCAAAUCCACCACUAGUUGGCCAUAACCCAUUCUGUUGGAUUGAAAAGGUUCGUUGAUUCAAAUUGAAAAAGGCUUGCGUUGCUCUGAUCUGCUGAUUUUUCAUAAACGAAGUAUAGAGGCACAAGUUGAGUGAUUUCUCCCCUUUCGCUAAGGUGAAGUCAAAACGUUAUCGAC
Andrographis paniculata is the source of this 1375-nucleotide messenger RNA. RefSeq lists its product as uncharacterized. Lineage: Eukaryota; Viridiplantae; Streptophyta; Magnoliopsida; Lamiales; Acanthaceae. The coding region runs from base 247 to 1098 and encodes 283 amino acids. Gene Ontology annotation, molecular function: O-methyltransferase activity; S-adenosylmethionine-dependent methyltransferase activity. The transcript has 10 exons. The record is from RefSeq and is a predicted model, not a curated record.